GCCGGGCCAAGGCGCUGGCGCUGACUGGAGACGACAGGAGCGGGAGCCCUGGCGGCCCUCUCGGGCCGUCGGCGGCGCCGGCCUGGGCUGCGCGGGCGGGCGCGGGCGCGGCAGGGGUGGCUCCAGGCCGGAGGACAAGCCCAUGCCGCCGAUGGGGCCCAUUUUCGGCCAGCAGGCUGGCCUGUGGCCCGGCGCUGGCCAGGGCCGCCAGCACCCGCCUGGCAGGGGCGCCCAUCCGCCCUCGGGCAUGGGCUGGGAGCCGCCGGCGUACGACGGUGGCAGGAUGCGGCAGGGCCGGAGGCAGCAAGGCUCUGGUCUCCCGGCGCCGCCCGCCCCCACGGGGAAGCCCGACCUGGCCGCGCGGCUGCGGGCCGCGAGGGCCAGGCUCCGCCACGUGGAGCCCCCGGAGUGCCUGCGGCUGGACGCGCGCAGCACCGGCCGCGGCCGCGGCAGGGGCGCCAACAGCAGCGGCGGCAGCAGCAGACAGGCCUCCGCCGUGAUGGCCCACUGGGUCCUCCACGACCCCGCUCCCGCGAGAAGCGGGCCCGAGGGCGCCGAGGACCCCGAGCCGGCCCCCGUCGACCUCAGGUCGGUCUCGGUGCGCUUCGAGGGCUCCGUGCCGACGGGCUGCCAGGUGACCAUCGACCUGAACGGUGAGCCGAGCGUGCUCCAGCCUGGAGGUGGUGCGCAGAGGGCGUUCGCGUCCCGGAAGAGGUCGGCCGUGGCCGUGCAGGAGCGGAAGUUCGGGCUUGCCCCGCUGGGAAGCGGUGUCCAGGCCGACCGGGAGGUGCGGGACGAGGACGGCGAGGACGACGAGGAUGCCGACCUGGGCGAAGAUGCGGAGCACCAGAUGGCUGCCACCGCGGCGGCGCCCGCCGGCGAACGCCGGCAGAGGCCGCGGGGGGCCGACGCAGGCGCCGAGCCGGCCACGCCAGCGAGCCUCGCGGCCACGGUGAUGCUGGACUGCUCCGAGCUCACGGUGCGGACGGCGCAGGAGCUCCUGAUGCCGGAGAUCGAGAUCAUU
This is a messenger RNA of Prorocentrum cordatum, 1024 nucleotides long. The record is from the annotation of a GenBank genome assembly. NCBI's taxonomy places the organism in Eukaryota, Dinophyceae, Prorocentrales, Prorocentraceae.